Tachysurus vachellii is the source of this 2503-nucleotide messenger RNA. RefSeq lists its product as uncharacterized. NCBI's taxonomy places the organism in Eukaryota, Metazoa, Chordata, Actinopteri, Siluriformes, Bagridae. The record is from RefSeq and is a predicted model, not a curated record. The coding region runs from base 249 to 1409 and encodes 386 amino acids. The transcript is spliced from 7 exons.
UUUAACAAACCCACUCAUAGUUGUAGUCACAGUUCAUGAAAGAUUGACACCAACAGUCAUUCCUAUCUAAUUUGAAUAGUAGGAUUUACUUAAUUAUGUUUACUAAAUUGUCUGUUAAUUUACAUGCUAAAUCCCUCAUUUGAAAUAAUCUUUAGAUUUUCUAAUAAUGUAUUGGUUUAUAUUGAUCUGCUUAUUAUUUAUUCUCUAUUUCAGUUUUGUGUCUGCAUGUAAAACACACUUCUUUCAACAUGAGAAGCAUUCUUUGUGUUAUCUUGUGCUUAGGUACUAUCAGUUUGGCUAUUUCAACUCAUGCCCUUGUUCAGUAUGUGCGACUGGGCAGCAAAGUUACGAUACCAUGUGAAGGUUAUGGUGAUCGCAGAACUGGAAAGUGGUUGCACAGAAAUGAUGACAAUGGGUUUGUGAUUAUUGCUCAUGAAACGUUUGGCUUCAUUUUCCAAAGCAAGCAUUUGUCAACAAGGAAAAAGGCUACCAGGAACUUUUCUUUAGAAAUCAGUCCUUUCACUGAGCUGGACAAGGGGACAUAUGUUUGUCAAGUGUGCAGAUCAGAGAGAUGCACUGAUGGCAAACCACUAACCUUAUUACCUCAGUUUGAUGUAUCUUCUGCAGCAUUAAGUACACUGUUUGUUAUAGAAGAUGAUCCAUUCAGUUAUAGCUGUCUCUACAAUUUAACCCUGAAUGCGGACUGGAGAUUUGAAGCAUUUGGAGAACAAAAUGCCAUUUCUGUAAAUGGUGAAUUUACUGAUAAAAAUGUUCUGCUCAUUCCGGAUGUUCAGCCAACUAAUGCUGGCAAGUACAGUUAUUGGGGUGAGACAUCAACUGGACAACAGCAGAGAAUGUGUUCUGUAAAUCUGUGUGUACUUUCAGUCAAAGCUGAAAAGCUGACUGAUUCGCCACAGAACUGUACCCUAUACUGUGAUGCAGAUAUGGAUGCAAAUCAAGGAGGCAUGGCUGUUGUAGGAACAGAUAAGUGGAAUAUCUCAGUUUCUGGUAGAGUGAAUAAGCCAAAGAGCUCUUUGAGUUGCAGGCUGCUAAGUAGUGAUGGGGAAACACACACUUUCAGCCUUCAGGAUGCCACUACUGCUGUUCAGGCAGAUGCCAUUUCAUCCAUAACUACAGACAAGAGCAGCACUUACCCAGUAGCUGCAUUAAUAAGCACAUCUACAGCUUUUCUUUUCAUCGUGCUGAUAGCUCUUUUUAUACUUUUAUGUGUUUUACGACAAAGGGCAGACAAAAACUCUAGUAGAAGUGCAAAUAGACAUUUAGAGGGGGAAGUUGAGUCUCAGGUGAUUUAUUCUUCUCUUCAGUUUGAAAGAUAUAAACAACAGAAUGUCAUUACCUCUGACACUGAGUGUGUGUACAGUCAGAUUAUUGUUUCUAAUAGUAUUUGAUUAUUAUGUUGGUUGGCCUGAAUUAAUAAUGUUCAUUGCAAUACAAAUUAAUCUUUUAGCACUAUUGUGAUGUCAGAUUAUCGUGUUGACUAUCUGCUAAAGUGGUAUCUGUCACACGUUUUACCCUUGCUUGCUUUAGAACAUAAAAAGUAUUUUUUGGAUCAUAUCUUAUACUCAGUAUACUCUGUAUACUUAUUUUCAUAAAUGGCUGGGUAAAUCUGUGCACAUUAAACACUACCCUGUAUAAAAUAUUUUACUUUGCUUUUUUUCACACAGUUUCUUUAUGGCUUUUCUCUAGUUUCUUUAUCAAAAACAUUCCAGUAGCCAGUAUUAUGUGAAUUAUUUAAAGUUGGUGGAUUAUAUAGGUGGAUUCUGUACUGUUUGCAUUUUCCAUACUCUUACUAUCUGUAGCAUAACAUGUUUCUUAUUUUGCCUAUUUUUUUAUUCAAUUUUUUAUUGGGUUAUUUAUUUGCAAAGUGUAAUAAGGAGUUUUCACUUUAAGUUAUAUACUGUUUGUAACUGUUUAUCUGACAAAUAAAAUUUUGAAUCUCGAAGUUUCCAUGAAAUAAGUUAAUUUGAAACAAAAUCAAUAUUCAAGUUAAAGAUGUGUGAAGCUGUAGGAGGUGGUUUAGUUAUGUUGUAGUGGCUUUCUCUCCCCAUACCUUUUGUUGCUGCAUCAUUGUAUUAUACAUUGUAGUAUUAUUCCCUGGUGGGAGUAAUACUACAAUCCUGUUAUUAAUCACAACGUGUGCAGUCUUGACAUUGCACAUCGUAGGUUGGAUGUGCUACAACACUUUAAAUGUAGUGUUAAUGUUACUCACGUUAUUCACACAUUCCACUCAAGUGGACUUGAACAGUGAGUAAACAAUGUAAAGAAAAUAAAGCAUGUGACUAUCGGCAAUCCCCCACACCUCACAUCUCAUACCUCCUCUGUGUCCCAUACUGCUUGUAAGCCAUAGACUGCAACAUAUGUGUCAGAUACUGUGCCCACUUUAUUAUUAUUGUUUACAUAAAAGUUCUCACAAAUUAUAAGACUAUAAAUAUAGCAUAUGAAAUUAAAACAGAUUCAUAUUAAUUAUGCUAAUAGUACUUAU